UCCGGAACCCCGUUGCCAUGGAAGCAGUCGCAUUCCGGAAAUUUACUUUCUUCACUUAUCGGAUAAUCGUGGGGUAAAACGAUAUCAAUAACAGAAUAUGGAACAUGACGAUCAAUUGAGUGGCCUUCGGCUUCAGUUCCAAGCACUACAGAAACAGCAAGACAAAAGAAAACUGGAUAAGAAAAAGGGAAAAGAACCAGAGAAUCCUAAUGUCACUCAGAACCGCGAUUAUUUGGACCUCUGCCAGCAUGUCGUUCAGGCAAAUGAUCCCAGUGACGGUCUGCUGCAGAAGGACAAUCAGGCCCUGCAGGACCAGCUGAGAGAGCUUAAGGAUGAAAACGGACGGCUCUUUAAACUCCUGAGUGAAAAGGAUUUUGAGAUGAAACACCUUAAAAGGAAAAGAGAAGAGGAACGGAUGGCCUUAGCAGGCACAUCAGGCUUAGCAGGAGCUGUAGCUGCCACCAAGAUUGUUGAACUGUCCAAGAAGAAUAGAGAGCUCACUGCUGAAAUGGAGCAAGAGAAGAUUAGAUCCAUUCAAAAAAGCAACAGAAUCAAAGAACUUGAGAAACAGCUGCAAGCUGUUUUACCUCACUGUGAAGCUGGGCAGAGGAGGGACUCAAAGUUACUGGAUAAGAAUUCAUCUGAAACGGAGGAGGGGAGUGCAGAGAUCAAAUCUCUACAGGAAAAAUUAGCAGCUACCCAACUGAAAGUGACUGAGUAUCGCAACCAGGUGCAGUCUGCCAAACAAGAGCUGAAAGUGGCUCACAAGGUCCUGAUCAGUGAAGUUGGUGAGGAAGUCAGCUUUCAGCAAUUGUUAAGUUGCCCUGGGAGCUUUAGAGGUCGAUCACAGCAGAUAUUAGCUCUUCAGACAAGGGUACGGGACCUUGAGCAGCAACUGAACCAGUUGACUCAGCAAAGACAGUCAGGUGACGGAGAGCAUCAGGGUGUGGGGGUCCUGCAGAAAACUUCUCCCCAAAACAGGAACAUUAGCUACAUUCGCACCAUGGAGAAAGAGAAGAGGGAGGCAUUUGAGAGGGUCUCAGCAGAUUACGAGGACCUCUUGAAAGAACAUGAGAGUCUGAAGAAAAAGUUAGAGGCCUUUAAAGCAAGGAACAGAUCUCAGUCUGAAGAAAUCAAAACUCUUAAGGUUCAGAUCUCCACCCUGUUGGAGAAAGGUAAACAUGAUGAUGAGCUUGUGGAUGCACUUUUGAAGCAACAGAGCCAGAUGCAGACAGUGCUGAAACAGCUCACAAAACAUCCAGCUAAGCAAAGCAAGGAGCCUAAACAGAGCAUGAAACCAGAGCAGAUUAAUGAGCCUUCAGAGCACACUGUUCUCAUCCAGCAGCUGAAGCAGAUGGUGGCUGAGAAAGAGGCAACGAUCAGAGAACUACAAGAGGCUCAGAAAAUACCUGACCAGCACUGGAUUGCAGAGAGUGUUUCAACCAAUAAAACAAAGUGCUGUUCAAGAAUGUCACCAGAAGAUGGAGACACUGACCAAAGAGCCACUCCUUCAGAGUCAAGCCAGCAUCAUGCCUAUUAGUUACAUUUACAGUUUGUUGUAUUUUUAUCUAUCUAUCUAUCUAUCUAUCUAUCUAUCUAUCUAUCUAUCUAUCCGUAUAUAUAUAUA
Menidia menidia (Atlantic silverside) is the source of this 1627-nucleotide messenger RNA. The record is from the annotation of a GenBank genome assembly. Lineage: Eukaryota; Metazoa; Chordata; Actinopteri; Atheriniformes; Atherinopsidae.